Molecule: messenger RNA, 1348 nt
Organism: Notothenia coriiceps (black rockcod)
Lineage: Eukaryota; Metazoa; Chordata; Actinopteri; Perciformes; Nototheniidae
Exons: 2
Coding region: 357-1316 (319 amino acids)
Biological process (GO): regulation of toll-like receptor signaling pathway
Source: RefSeq, a predicted model, not a curated record
GAUACAUAUUUAUUGUAAGGAGUUAAAUAGAUAUCAUUUUAAAUAGUACGAACUACAGCAGGAUAUGCUCAGCCUGAUAUCAGCAUGCAAAAGGAGGAGGUAGAGUAUACUCAGGAUUCAGCCAGCUGAAACAAUAAGUGUGCAGAAAUGGGAAGAAAGAAAAACAUCGACCAUUCCCACUUCCUCUAAGGGUGGUUUAUAACAACCCAUGAACGCACCGUUACUCGUGCAGACACAUUGGGUAGGCUGUGCGAUAGACACAUGUAAUGUUUAUAAGAAGUUCUUUGUGACUGAGGAACAACACUUUGCACCCUGAGGUGAACGCUGACCCAGAGACGCUGAUUCUGCUCCAAGCCAUGCUUUGUGAGAGCAGAUUGUUGAGAAUGACCUAUGGCGAGCUGGAGGAGCUGGAUCCUCUCCCUCCUCAGCACGCUCCCCAGAGUGUUUACGGUGUGCCGAGAGCAGCUGCGACCCUGGUGCCCGGCUCCAGCAGACACUCUCCACUCCUCCAUCACAAUUCCCCCGAGCUGACGGGUUGCUUGGACAACACCAGCGAUCCGGUGGAGUUGUACAUUUCCCCGCUGCAGUCCUUUGACGUCCUGGCAGCCCGGCCAUGCAGACAGAUCUCCCCGGAGAUAGAGAUCCCGGCUCUGGCCCGCUCACUGGGCGACGCUCCUUUCUUGGUCCCCUCCUUCUGUCAGAGCAUCUGCCAAAAUUACAGCGACCUCCAUAUUGGAGGCGACCAUGUGCUGCCUCUCUCCACCAAUGACGGUGAGAUCCGAGUCUGUCCUAAGGCGAAGGCUGAGGGCCCUUUCCUCCACUCCUGUGAUGUCCCCUCAGCUGUGGAGGACUCUCCCCCAGGACACGCAUCUCAGGGUGGGCUCCUGCAUCCUCUGAGGGGGGGCUCAAAUCGCUGGAGACUGGGCAGUGCCCGAGAUCGUAGCUUUUUGUUCCAGGGCCGUGAAGGUCCGUUCUCCAACUCUCUUCUAAAUCACUACCUGGAGCAGAAACUGUUGGAUUUGUACCAGCAGUACAUGAUGGAGAACAUGGCCAGGGAAAGGGCCCCUGGUUCUGACUCAGACCCCAUCCCUCUGCUGGGCUCAGAGCUGGUCCUCACCAGCCUGGACCAGAUCACUCUGCAGCUGAGCCGGGAGGGGAACCUGGAGGCCGGCCUGGCCAAAGACCUGGUCCUCAGCUGCCUGCUGCGGGUGGCCGGAGACAUGCAUUCCAGCGAGAUCAGCACCCCCUUCCUGCAGAUCUCCAGUGAAGUGUCCAGGGAGCAGCUAACAGAGAACAGAGAGGAGAAACCGCAGUGAGAAUUCUCCCUUUCAAUAUAGGUUGGUCACCA